Messenger RNA from Fraxinus pennsylvanica, 456 nucleotides. The record is from the annotation of a GenBank genome assembly. Lineage: Eukaryota; Viridiplantae; Streptophyta; Magnoliopsida; Lamiales; Oleaceae.
AUGGAUGAUGCAUUUCAAUUUAUAAUAGACAACCAUGGCCUCACCACGAAAUCUAAUUAUCCUCGUCAAGGAGUCGAUGGUACGUGUAACAAACAAAAGGAAGCCUCACAGACAGCUAAGAUCACUAGCUAUGAAGAUGCGCCGGUUAAUAGUGAGACUGCCUUAUUGAAGGCUGUGGCUAAUCAACCUGUGUCUGUGGCUAUUGAUGCCAGUGGAUCGGCGUUCCAGUUCUACAAGAGUGGUGUUUUUACUGGAGAUUGUAAGGCCAACUUAGAUCAUAGUGUUACGGCAAUUGGGUAUGGAACAAGUGAAGAUGGUACAAAGUAUUGGUUAGUGAAGAAUUCGUGGGGCACAAACUGGGGUGAGGAGGGAUAUAUCAGAAUGGAAAGGGAGAUUGAUAAUAAGGAAGGUCUCUGUGGCAUAGCCAAGGAACCAUCUUAUCCAAUUGCUAAAUAA